This is a messenger RNA of Sinocyclocheilus anshuiensis, 997 nucleotides long. RefSeq names its product chromatin accessibility complex protein 1-like. Gene Ontology annotation, cellular component: CHRAC; nucleus. The coding region runs from base 53 to 412 and encodes 119 amino acids. The record is from RefSeq and is a predicted model, not a curated record. NCBI's taxonomy places the organism in Eukaryota, Metazoa, Chordata, Actinopteri, Cypriniformes, Cyprinidae. Gene Ontology annotation, molecular function: protein heterodimerization activity. The transcript has 3 exons. Gene Ontology annotation, biological process: DNA-templated DNA replication; chromatin remodeling.
GUGAAAGCCUUUAGAUUUACUUCCGUUACGUUUAAGCGGCUGCUAACAGAACAUGUCUGAAAAAAACAUGGAAGAGAAAGUUGAGCACGCUACAAACAGUAAAAAUGUGUCUCUGCCUAUGUCGAGGGUGCGAUUAAUCAUGAAAAGUUCUCCCGAUGUGUCCUGUAUUAACCAGGACGCUCUUUUCUUGACAACAAAAGCAACGGAGCUUUUUGUCCAGCACUUGGCUCUGUCCUCAUAUAAAAAUGGUUCGGGUAAAGAGACGAACACGCUGUCAUACAGUGAUCUGGCCAAUGCAGCAGAGGAGAAGGAAACAUUUCAGUUUUUAACCGAUAUCCUUCCUAAGAAAAUCUUGGCCAGAGACUAUCUAAAGUCACUAGAAGAAAUGAAAAAAGAUGAUGACAACCUGUAGUGAUGUAUAGCAAGUCGGAGGAAAUCACUGUGAACUGGUCCUGACCACUUCCUCACUAAAACAGUGGAUAAAAUCAUAGGACAUUGUCUUACACAUCAGGACAUUUCACCCAAAGAGUUGUACUUUUACACCUCUGUUGUUUUAGAGAGGUGUUUUACAUGUUUUACUUAAUGUAGUCUGCAUGUUUUAGCACCCACUUACACUAUGCUGUGUGUCAAAAUGUCUGUAGCCACUGCAGAUUCACAACUGAACCACUGUGAGUACUGGAAACCAGGAUAUAUGGUGCUUUGUCAUGCAUCAUUGUUCUUUUAUUACUGCUUGACACCAUGAUUUGUAUGUUUCGGAAAGAUCCAAACAUCUAUACAGUCCAUUCCAUUCAAUGUGAAAUCAGACCUUGCUCAUAUGUCUAAAAAUUGAAAAUGUUUUUCUCAGGGUUUAAAAUGUAUUUUGGAGGUAUAUUUCAUGGCCAUGCUUUAACAUUUUAAUCACUGAGGAUAAAAAUGCAUUUGAUUCAUACUUGACUUUGGACUGCAGCUGAAGAUUUAUAUAGUGUACUGUAUCGUUUUUAAAUGCUUGAACAGUUUG